Molecule: messenger RNA, 832 nt
Organism: Lepisosteus oculatus (spotted gar)
Lineage: Eukaryota; Metazoa; Chordata; Actinopteri; Semionotiformes; Lepisosteidae
Source: RefSeq, a predicted model, not a curated record
UGUUGUGCUGCAGAAGCCAGAGGCGGGAGCAUGUCAUAACCCUCUUCCGCCACCAGGGGGAGCAGAGGCCACACUGAGCUUGACCCGCUGUGAGCUCUGAGGAACGAUGAUCUCCACGCCUCCGACCACGCCGCCUCCCAUGCAGGACAUCUUUCUGCCCCAGGAUCCUCGGGGACCAGGGUGGCCAGAACACCCCCUCUCCGCCACCUUCAGGGGGCGCUACUUCUCCUGCCCCGCCGGCCCUCCGUCCUCUCCCUCUCCCUGCCCCUCCCCGCCACCCCCUCGAGUCUGCCCCGACCGAGCUGCUGUCUCCCUGCGGCCCCCUUCCGGCAGCCACCCUGACUGCCUGCGCAGACGCAGCUGGGAGCCCGGGUCAGGGCUGCAGGACAGCGCGCAGUACCAGCAUCGCAGUGUCAGUCUGGAAGGACUGGACCCCGAGGAGAUGCAGAGGGUUUUGGGGGGCGUCUCCCCUCCCCAAGGCAGGUGUGACCCUCGCAGGAAGCCCAUCACACAUUGCACACAGGAACUGGAGUCCCUGCUGUCACUCACAGAGGAGGAGGUGGGCCCAGAGAAGGGGCACUUUCUGUUGCUGAAGGCCAAACAGCUCCAGGAGCGCAGCUCGUCGGCGCCCUCUAUCUGUGUCAAGCUGACCAAAUCCGCCUCCCUCUCUGUCAUCUACCAGGACUACUCCGACUCUGACGAAAUCUCACUGUAUCCUCAAGACCGAGGAUCCACACAGAGUGUGGAUGCGCCCGCCAGCUCGGCUCGUUACCCUGCCGGACGAGCAUGCAGCUCCGAGUGCACGGGUCCGCAGCGCAAAGCAGAGAAAUAG